AUGGUCGCCAUAACCAACAAAUCCACCACCCACCGCGUCGCCAUCGCCGUCGGCGAAGUCCGCUUCUCAAACCCCGACCCCUGUCUGCUGAUCGCCGCCAACGCGCUCAAGAAGGGGGACGUGCUCGCCGUGGCACGCAUCGCGGGCAUCAUGGCCGCCAAAGCCACGCCUACUCUCAUCCCGCUCUGCCAUCCUAUCCAGAUCACGAAGGUUGCUGUGGAUAUGUGGCUGGACGAGAUGUUGGGCGGGGAGGCGGAGGUGGGUAAGGAUCAGGGCGGGCUUAAAGCUUUCGGCGGCGUGAAGAUCGAAGCGAGAGUCGAGUGCCAGGGGCAAACCGGUGUGGAGAUGGAGGCGUUGACUGCGGUUAGUGUGGCUGGGCUGACGGUUUUCGAUAUGUGCAAGGCAGUGGACAGAGGCAUGGUCAUUGACGGUGUAAGGGUUGUGAGCAAGAGCGGAGGAAAGAGUGGAGAUUGGGUGGAUGGGAGAAGGAUGCAUGGCGGCAGAAUAGAGGGCGGUGGUGGCACGAAGAGAUUGGAAGCGUGA
Molecule: messenger RNA, 543 nt
Organism: Coniosporium apollinis CBS 100218
Lineage: Eukaryota; Fungi; Ascomycota; Dothideomycetes
Product: molybdenum cofactor biosynthesis protein C
Exons: 1
Coding region: 1-543 (180 amino acids)
Biological process (GO): Mo-molybdopterin cofactor biosynthetic process
Source: RefSeq, a predicted model, not a curated record